Molecule: messenger RNA, 1155 nt
Organism: Penicillium bovifimosum
Lineage: Eukaryota; Fungi; Ascomycota; Eurotiomycetes; Eurotiales; Aspergillaceae
Product: TatD family hydrolase
Exons: 1
Coding region: 1-1155 (384 amino acids)
Molecular function (GO): hydrolase activity, acting on ester bonds
Source: RefSeq, a predicted model, not a curated record
AUGUCCGAGGAAACCCCCUUUCCUUGGGCCAUUGGCGUCCACGAUGCGCACUGUCAUCCCACCGACACGGAAGCCUCCAUCACCUCGAUCCCGCAAAUGAAAGCAACAACCCUAACCAUCAUGUCCACCAAUAAUGAAAACCAGGAUCUAGUCGCACAAACCGCGAUAUCCUUCUCCGCCAAAAACACAAACUCCACCAACGACCGCGUCGUCCCCUCCUUCGGGUGGCAUCCGUGGUACGCGCACCUGCUCAUCGAUGACACCGCCCAUGAUAUGACCCAGUCCCCCGCCGCACGCCGAGCAGCCCACUACGCUGCGGUUCUGGCAGUGUCCCCGGGUAAGGAGAAUCAAGCUCUCAUCGAUGCACUCCCCGACCCCAAGCCGCUCUCCGAGUUCAUCACGGAGACACGUGCGCGACUGCAGCAAUUCCCACACGCGCUCGUCGGCGAGGUCGGUCUGGACAAGGCCUUCCGGAUCCCGAUGCCACAGACAGCUGUUGAGAACGGUGGAGAUGGCCAGGAUCCUCCCGCGCGUCGCGGGCUCUCGGCAUACCGUACCGCCAUGGACCACCAGCGUACUGUGCUGAAAGCGCAGCUCCAGCUUGCCGCUGAGCUGAAGAGACCCGUAUCCCUGCACAGCGUGCAAUGUCAUGGUACCGCUCUGCAGUUGUUGAGAGAGAUGUGGGCGGGAUAUGAGAAGGCUGUGCCGACGCGUCGCGAGAGGCGCCAGCAGCGUGAUGCUCCGGGUGCGUUAUCUGAUGAGGAGGUCAGCGGCGACGGUAAGACCGGGAUUGAAGCGCAGUCGGAUGUGACUGGGUAUUCAAAACUGCCGUUUCCGCCUCGUGUCUGCGUGCAUAGUUACUGUGGUAAUGUUGGCCCUGUUCGUGAGUUUAUGAACGCGGCCCAUCCGUGCGAUUUUUACUUCUCUUUUUCGAAGGUCAUCAACAUGAAAGAGGGCGCCACGAAUGUCACUGAGGUUAUAAAGUACGUGCCUGAGGACCGCAUUCUUCUUGAGAGUGAUUACCACACUGCGGGUCCAGAGAUAGAUGAAAUGCUGGAAACUGCUGCGAGAGAGAUCUGUACGCUGCGCGGAUGGGAGCUGGAAGAGGGUGUGAAGCGUUUUGCAGACAAUUGGCAGCGGUUCGUUUACGGUUAG